AGACUUCUUUCACUGCUGCUGUUGGAAGAGCUCACGUGCAAAGCCGCCCCCCUCGGGAGGACGAGCGAGCAAUCCAAAGGAGCAUCAAGCUCUCGCGCUGCUCCGGGCCGACGUCUUUCCCUCGCUUUGCCUUGCAAUUUCCUCGCCUACCAGCAGCGAGCAGCAACCGGACGCCUGCGAGGAGGCUUGCGACGCGCGCGCGCGUGCUCUCUCACUCACUCUCUCACACACACACACCCUCUCUCUCUCUCUCUCACACACACACACACACAUACAGACAUCGAGGGGAGGGGAAGGGAAGGGCUCCGGAGGCUUGGUGUGUUCCUGGGUGGAGGAGGAGAAUCAGUCAGCCAGCCUCAGCCUACAAGGCGCCUCAGUCCAUUCAUCCAGCCAGCCUCAUGCCGGUUCCCGCUCUUUCCCAGCAGUCCGCCGCCUGGGACGCCAACCUGUUUGUGGAGGUCACUCCGGGGCCGCUUGCAGCCUGUGGCUUCUCCCCUUCCUCGCUGCCGUGCGGCGCCUGAUGGGCUUGCCGCUGAGAAGACGGCUGGGAGCUUUACGCUAAGCGAGAAAGCAUCCCGCCUCGCCGCCACCUUGCACACCCACAGCGGAGGGAUUUACUUCGUCUGGAGGAGCAGCUCGAGGGGCUGGCCGCACGCUGGGAAGAAAAUGUUCCUCGACCCAGACGCAGCCAAAGGGACACCUUCCCGUGAUGUCGUCCUGGUUUCAGUCAUCAUUACCAUUAGCCUUAGUGUCACCAUUGUCCUGUGUGGAAUUUGCCAGUGGUGUCAGCGCAAACUGGGCAAGCGUUAUAAAAACUCUUUGGAGACUGUGGGAACUCCAGAUUCCAGCCGAUGCCGGAGUGAAAAGAAAGCCAUUAAUGAUCUAGACAGAGACUUUUGGAAUAACAAUGACAACACAGUGCAGCAGAAAUGGAGUUCCUACCCUCCCAAGGAGUUUAUACUAAACAUAUCACCUUACGCCCCAUAUGGUGAUCCACGACUUUCCCUCAAUGGCUCAUUGCUGUCAGGUGCAAAGUUGGCUGCCUCAGCCACAGCUGGGUUGGCAGGAGAGCGAGAAGGAUGCCACGGAGAGAGGCAGCAGCUCCGAGAGGACGGCAUGAAGAGCAGCGUGUCUGCCCACAGCGAGCCCAGCAUUGGGAAGGCGGGGAGAGGCCGAUGGCAAAUGGUGCAGAGCCAACUAGCAGCAGGGAAGCUCAGCUUAUCCAAGGGCCUCUUCACUCCCCUGGAUGGAUCACCUCUGGACAGGGAAGGCCGUAUGGUGGUGCUAUCACUUGUUUUGGGGCUCUCAGAACAGGACGACUUUGCCAAUAUACCUGAUCUACAAACUACUGGGAACCAGCAGAACCAGAAUUCUCAGGGGGACAAGAGAUUACCCUCUGGAGGGAAAGUUGUCAACACAACACCAGUGCCAGGUCAGACCCAACAUGAGGACACUGAUCACAAAACAGAGCCCCGUUCAUCUGUCUCAGACCUUGUAAAUUCCCUUACUAGUGAGAUGUUGAUGCUUUCCCCUGGAUCUGAGGAUGAUGAGGGACAUGACAGCUCCAGCCGAGAGAAUCUGGGCCGCAUCCAAUUUAGUGUUGGCUAUAAUUUCCAGGAAUCUACUCUCACUGUCAAAAUAUUGAAAGCUCAGGAGCUGCCAGCUAAGGAUUUCAGUGGCACAAGUGACCCUUUUGUCAAAAUCUAUCUCCUGCCAGAUAAAAAGAAUAAACUGGAGACCAAGGUGAAAAGGAAGAACUUAAAUCCACAUUGGAAUGAGACCUUUCUUUUUGAAGGUUUCCCAUAUGAGAAAGUGGUUCAGCGGGUGCUGUAUCUACAGGUCUUGGAUUAUGAUCGGUUUAGUCGUAAUGAUCCAAUUGGGGAAGUUAACAUUCCUCUCAACAAAGUGGACUUGACUCAGAUGCAGACUUUCUGGAAGGAUCUAAAGCCCUGCAGUGAUGGGAGUGGAAGCCGAGGAGAACUCCUUCUGUCCCUUUGCUACAAUCCCUCUGCUAACUCCAUUACUGUGAAUAUUAUCAAAGCUCGGAAUCUUAAAGCCAUGGAUAUUGGGGGAACAUCAGAUCCCUAUGUGAAGGUGUGGCUGAUGUACAAAGAUAAGCGGGUGGAAAAGAAGAAGACAGUGGUGAUGAAGCGAUGCCUGAACCCAGUGUUCAAUGAAUCCUUCCUGUUCGACAUCCCCACAGAGAAGCUGAGGGAGACCACCAUAAUCAUUACGGUCAUGGAUAAGGACAAGCUGAGCCGAAAUGAUGUCAUUGGAAAGGGUGGUACUUUAAGCAAAGACCUCUUAACAAUCUUCCCAAAUAUUUGCAAAGUUGUGAAGAAGCAGUGGGCGUGGCCUUCGGUGUUCCCCAAUCCAUGGAGUAACGACCAUUGCUUCUAUAAUAUAGAUCAGGCCUUUGCACAGGCUCUUCAGGUCCCCAUCAUGGAUGUGCCUGUGGCCUCAUUGGCCACAUCCUCUACCAUAGUGUCGGGUGACGCUGUUGAUAAGCUUAAACCUAAGGAUAGGCGGGCAGAGCUUACCUUAUGUAAUAAUUUCCAAGCUUCUACGUGGGCCAUUAAGUCAGCGGUGGCGGCCCAUUUUGACCGUGCCACGGUCUUAUGGUUGUAUCAGUUACAGGACCAUAUCCCGGCAUCUGACAAAUGCCUCCUACAGGAUAUUACUAAAAUCAUGUCCCCAACCCAGUUCUCUGCAGACACUACGUUUGACUCUGUCAAGAAUGCGUCUCAGGCCCUGUCCACUUAUGUUACAUCCAGGCACCUCCUUUGGCUGUGCAAUUGGCAGGUGGAUAACAAGAACAAAUGGAACCUGGCAGCGGUGCCUUACUCGGGCUCCUCGUUGCUCAGGGAGGCCCUGGAUCUGAUCCUAAUAGAGAAUAAGGACAAGAAAGUAUUGGCUUCCAACUCCAAAUGA
This is a messenger RNA of Thamnophis sirtalis, 2931 nucleotides long. Lineage: Eukaryota; Metazoa; Chordata; Lepidosauria; Squamata; Natricidae. The record is from RefSeq and is a predicted model, not a curated record.